This is a messenger RNA of Plasmodium yoelii, 978 nucleotides long. Its product is annotated as PIR protein. The coding region runs from base 1 to 978 and encodes 325 amino acids. NCBI's taxonomy places the organism in Eukaryota, Apicomplexa, Aconoidasida, Haemosporida, Plasmodiidae. The record is from RefSeq and is a predicted model, not a curated record. The transcript is spliced from 3 exons.
AUGUUGACUAGUAAAGUGUGUAAAGAGUUUGAUACUUUUUGGAAGAUUUUUCCCGAUGAUUUAACUAAAUCUGGAGAAUAUGAUUUUAAAGUUGAGGCGCUAAAUAACUACUGCCCUAAAAAAAUCUGUGAAGGUGAUAUCAAUAAGAUUCAUGCUGGAUGUUUAUGGUUAUUUAAUAAAUUUUAUGGGAAUAGUAAUAAUUUUUCAAGUAAUGCAAAUGGAAAUAUGAAUAUUGUUACAUACAUUAUGACAUGGAUAAGUUAUAAGUUAAAUCAAAAAAAACAAGACGGAAUUACCACAUUUAACGAUUUUUAUAGUAAGCAUAUGCAAAAUGUCGAGGAGUAUAAAAACAAUAUAUAUGGUGUUACGGGGUAUCAAAAUUAUAUUGAUCUUAUAAAUAAAAAAGAAAAAUUGAUGGACAUUGAUAUUAGUGAUAUGUCUAAAUUUUAUAGUUUAUUUAAAAAAUCAUGCAAUAUGUUUAAUAACGCUGGUAAACAAGGCGUUGGAAAAACACAUUUCGAAUAUACUAAAGAGUUUGUUGCUGAACAUCAAAAACUCAAUAAUAAUAUUGGUACUGAAGACAGUUCAUAUAGUAAAAUAUUUUCUACAUUAUCAAGUGAUUAUUCUGUUUUGCAAAAAAGCGACGUCAUUGGUACAUCAUUAAAUUUUCCUUCAUUAUCAACAGAAAAAACAGCUGAAAAUGUUGUUGCAUCAAAUUAUAAAGAAACAAAAAUAGUUUUCUCGAGUGAAACGGUAGAAUCGAGUUCUAAAACUAAAGUAUCAUAUUCUGAUAUAAUAUCACCAAUCUUAUCACUAUUAAAUAAAUUAAUUCCAAUUCCACUUAUAUUUGUUGCAGCAUUAAUUUUAUUAGGAAUUGCAUAUAAGUAUUCGUUAUUUGGAUUUUGGAAACUAGAUCAAAAACAAUAUUUAAGAAAACAGCUAAAAAAAAAAAGAAAAGAUUGGAUCAUUAAUAUAUGA